AUGUUCUCUUUGACUGCAACAUCAUAAAGCAUGGCACACAUAUUGAAGACACUCAACAGCUGGUUCUGGUGGGAGAAUAUCUGGAUGCCUAUCAAUGUCACAUGGGAACAUUUUGUGGACCGUGAUGGACUUGUCUUUCCAAAGCCACAUCAGUUAUAUGCCACAAUACCGUAUGCUUUUGUAUUGCUGAUUAUCCGAUUCUUAAGUGAAAGAUUUGUUGCUAUACCUCUAGCAAAAGCCUUAGGUAUAAAGAACGUAAGACGUGUGAAGCCACAGCCUAAUCCUGUUUUAGAGAGUUAUUUCCGGGAGUGCUCAAGACAUCCAUCCCAAUCAGAGAUUCAAGGCCUUGCCAAAAAGUGCAACUGGACGGUCCAUUUGGUGGAAAAGUGGUUUAGGAGACGGCGAAACCUUGAAAUCCCAACAGUGCUUCGGAAAUUCCAGGAAGCUUUCUGGCGAUUUUCAUUCUAUCUUGCAUCCUCUAUUGCUGGAUUUAUAUUUCUGUACGAUAAACCCUGGUUUUACGACAUAUGGCAGACGUGGGUUGGCUACCCGUUUCAGACUCUGCUGCCAUCCCAAUAUUGGUACUACAUGGCUGAGAUUGGGUUUUAUUGGUCUCUCUUAUUUAGACUUGGGAUUGACAUCAAAAGGAAGGAUUUCAUGGCUCAUGUCAUUCAUCACUUGGCAGCCAUUGGGUUGAUGAGUGGCUCUUGGUGUGGCAAUUACGUGCGUGUUGGAACGCUGGUGAUGUUUGUGCAUGACACAGCAGAUUUCUGGCUUGAGGCAGCCAAAAUGUUUAAUUACGCUCACUGGGAGAAAACCUGCAAUAUGCUCUUUAUCCUCUUUUCUAUUGCAUUCUUCAUCACAAGAAUCAUCCUCUUCCCCUGCUGGAUUCUUCGUGCCACGUUGUAUCAGCCUACAUACUACUCCACGACUCCUGUCAUAGCGUAUUUUCUAUUCAACGGGCAGCUAUUGAUCCUCCAAGGCUUGCAUUUAUACUGGGGUUACUUAAUUCUCAAGAUUUUGAAAAGGUUCAUUUUCUAUAAGGACUUGAAAGAUGACCGGAGUGAUGAAGAAGAGGAAGAUUCUGUUACAGAUAACGAAGAGGAGCCCACAAAGAACGGCAACAAGAACAGCUGUGGGUCAAGCAAACAUCUCCUAAACAGCAGUCACCACUAGCCCCCUCCUGCCUCACCUCCUGCAGUGAUUUCUGCUCUGUUUUUAACCCAACCUACAGGAUAGAAUUGAAGUCAAAAGGCUUAGCAGAGACUUUGAUUGAUUUAUUGUUGGCUACUGGACCUGGAAAAAAGCCCAGUCUAGAGGGGAGGGGAAAGUUGCAUAACAUAACAAAAUGUGUUAAUGACCCAUUUCUGAAUCAUUGCUAAGUGUUUGGAACGGCGUUUGGACACACCGACUGUUCUGCUCUGACAGUGCUCAACGAGGUAAAAGCUCAAGAGCAUCAGAUGGUUCAGUGUCCC
This is a messenger RNA of Mesitornis unicolor (brown roatelo), 1475 nucleotides long. RefSeq names its product ceramide synthase 3 (gene CERS3). Gene Ontology annotation, cellular component: membrane. Gene Ontology annotation, molecular function: sphingosine N-acyltransferase activity; DNA binding. The transcript is spliced from 11 exons. Gene Ontology annotation, biological process: ceramide biosynthetic process. NCBI's taxonomy places the organism in Eukaryota, Metazoa, Chordata, Aves, Mesitornithiformes, Mesitornithidae. The record is from RefSeq and is a predicted model, not a curated record.